Molecule: messenger RNA, 747 nt
Organism: Emiliania huxleyi CCMP1516
Lineage: Eukaryota; Haptophyta; Isochrysidales; Noelaerhabdaceae
Exons: 4
Coding region: 89-439 (116 amino acids)
Biological process (GO): protein ubiquitination
Cellular component (GO): nucleus
Molecular function (GO): ubiquitin protein ligase activity; protein binding
Source: RefSeq, a predicted model, not a curated record
GCUUGUCGUCGAGCGGCCGACGGGUGGCGGCGCGACGAUCUCCGUCCGCUUGCGCCCGUCAAGCGGCGGCGAGCAGCGGAGGAGGCUCAUGGAGGCGACGCUUGCGCUUGAGCUAUCGCAGGCGUACCCCGAGUCCGCGGCGGUAUGUCGCCUCUCGCGCUCCCGCGGCAUGGUCGGCGACGAAGAGGCAGCGCUCCUCGCCGCUCUCACCGCGCUCGCCGCGGAGGCGGCGUCGAGCGGCGAGUCGUGUGUGUAUGCGCUUGUCGAGGCGGCGAUCGAGAAGCUCACCGAGCUGAACGCCGGGGGAGACUGCCCAAUCUGCCGCGACGACCUGUUUCCGCGUGGCGCGGCGCCGCCGCCGCCGACCUACGUCUCUGCCUGCUUCCACUCCUUCCACUGUCCUCUCUGUUGUCGGCGAGCCGAGCUGCCUGGCGGCUGAGGUGGCAUGCUCAGAGCAGAGGCCACGAGUAGGCGUCUGUCUCGGCGCCUGGUGGCUCGCCGCGCCGGCGCCAAAGGCGGACGCCGCCGCCCUGCCGUCGGCGGCGCAGCGGCACGCGUCGGCUGCGCGCGCUGCGGAGGCGGACGCGCGGCAGCUGAGCGCGAAGCUCGCCGCCGCCGCCGCCGCCGCUGAGGCGCUCUCCUCCCGCCUUGCGCAGCUCUGCUCGCUCGACCCGCCGCCGCCGCCCGGCGCAGUGCGCAAGGUGGAGGAGGAGGCGAAGGCGGCCGAGGCGGCUCGUGCUGCCCUCG